AUGUCAAAAAAAUGGCAUCGUUUACAUCUUGCGAACCGCGAGGAUAUACCCCCUCUUCUGUACAAGUACUCUCCCACGUCCACCGGCUACGAGCUCUACAUGACAGACCUCAACUCUAUGUGGUCGGAACAUCUAGACAGAGAAGCCAUUCUUAAGCGAGCUGACGAAGAUAAUAUCCCCAUCGACCCAAGUGAGGAUCUUGACCAAUUCAAAGUCCUCCUAACGAAAAUACAAGAGGGUUUGCAGAGUGGACCAGGAAGCAAAGUAUCGCUGCAACCCAGAACACGAGGAAGAGAUCAUACUUUAGAGCUCAGAGUGAUCUCUAAACUCCCUGCCCCCCUUGAGCCUCUUGUCUGGAAAGUGUUUCUUUCCAAGGAAGCUCAGUCUUCAAUGACGAGACACCUACUACUCCCCUUGAUCAACGCCGAGGCUGAACAGGAAGCGCGCCAGCGAUCCCUCAUCGAGGAGCUCAACAAAAAGGAUUGGGUGCUCUCGAAGCUCUUUGAUAAGUUUGAGACCCAGGGUAUUGAUUUGACGGCGAUGUUCCCUGGUGCUUCCGGUAUCCGCGCUGGUCGUAAGGGUCUCACGCUCACAGAGAUGGGAAAAUAUAUUAAGGGACUUGCACCGUUUGAUGAGGAGUGGUGGCGCGAAGAGAUCUCCAAAUCGUCUUCAGGCUCUGCAUUUUCAACAAACAUUGUUGCUGAACUCUCUGAAGGCUCUCCGAAUUCAAGGCAACUUGGUUCACUGAAACUCCCACCAGAUGGAUGGUGGGAAGGCCUAACACUAUCCAACAAUGCUACAUCUACUCCCCCAGACGACGACAAGAAGCCGGAAACCAACUUAGCAACAGACUCUUUAGAAACAGACACCGAUUCCGGGUCCGAGACUGGGGCGGAUGAGUUCGAGCGACAAGAAACACCACCCAGACUCAAAAAGCGCAGCGGCAGCCCACAAAAGUCCUCUUGUGCCAGAAAGGAAGACCAUAAAGAGGCGCAAUCAGAAGACGAAGAAGCAACUUCGCCAAAGAACAAAUUCGAGAAAGCAGCCAAGCACAGGGCCGAAGUUCACUCAAACCCUGCAAACAACCCAAAAAUGCCCCUACCAAGAAGGUCUAAAGGUCUUGGUACAAUCGGGGGCAAGAAGCAGACGAAGCCGAGCCUGUCAUCACCGUCACGAACGCCUACACCGUCACCAUCACCUUCUCCAUCUCAUGGCAUGCACAACCCUUCAAAAAGCUUGGCCAAUGAGGAAACAACAGACGAAGACGCAAACGCAGACGAAGAGCAUCAGUACACUUUAACAAAGACAAAACACACCCCCACAUCAGCCCCCAGAAAAGUGCCCCAGCAGUCCCGCAGGCUAGGCGUUAUCGGAGGAAGGAGGAAACAAGCAACACCAGAACCAGAGCCAGAGCCAGAGCCAAGUAGCAAACCAUUCCGAUCUCAAUCCCCAGAACCGCACCCGCCACCAAAAAAGAGAAAGCCACUAGGUAGGAUCGGCGUUAUUGGCGGGCACAACUCCAAGCAAAAAGCCGUACAAGAUCACAGCUCUGAAGCGCCAAGCUCCUCGCGAACGGAGAGCGUACUGCCACCGGCAGAGACGGCCCAAAGGCAGAGCAAUACCGAGGACGAGGCGGAGAAGAAAGAAAGACCCGCUUCUAGGUCUCCAUCGCUCCGUGAAGCUAAGGAACCGAACCUGAAAACACCUGCAAAGCCGGAACGCGAGGAGACGGAGGAAGAAAAAGCGGACAGGAAACGGGAGGAGUUGAAGAGACAGCUCGAGGCGAAGAGUAAGGCCCCUGCAAAGAAGAAGCGAAGGUUUUAG
This is a messenger RNA of Aspergillus nidulans FGSC A4, 1824 nucleotides long. RefSeq lists its product as uncharacterized. Gene Ontology annotation, cellular component: nucleus. Gene Ontology annotation, biological process: double-strand break repair; double-strand break repair via nonhomologous end joining. Lineage: Eukaryota; Fungi; Ascomycota; Eurotiomycetes; Eurotiales; Aspergillaceae. The coding region runs from base 1 to 1824 and encodes 607 amino acids. The record is from RefSeq and is a predicted model, not a curated record. The transcript has 2 exons.